AUGCACUGCCACGGGACUCGAGCCAGGGCGGCAUGUGUCCAGAGACCGGUGGUGUCAACUAAUGUGGGCAUAUGGUUCGAUUUAGAUCCGAUCUCCCAAAAACCAUCCCUCGCUGGCCUGCCUUUGGCCAAAAUGUCCUAUUUGAGUCAAGAGACGGAGAGAGGCUGUGUGGUGCCUGUAAUUCGGGGCAGUGGGCAUGGCAGAAGUGAUACCAAACAGCUCUUGUGCUGCCGCCUCUCCUGA
Messenger RNA from Protopolystoma xenopodis, 243 nucleotides. NCBI's taxonomy places the organism in Eukaryota, Metazoa, Platyhelminthes, Monogenea, Polystomatidea, Polystomatidae. The record is from the annotation of a GenBank genome assembly.